This is a messenger RNA of Camellia sinensis, 369 nucleotides long. NCBI's taxonomy places the organism in Eukaryota, Viridiplantae, Streptophyta, Magnoliopsida, Ericales, Theaceae. The record is from RefSeq and is a predicted model, not a curated record.
AUGACCGUUGAGGAAGUCCUCCAAGGCGGCGGCGAUAUGUGCAAAACCAUCGAAGUCGCCGUCGUAGAACCACCACAACUCAAACCUCUCACGAAGCUCUCGCCGCCGAGCCUCGACGACUUCGACCCCACCGACGACGACGGGUUUUAUAUUCCUCCUCUGAACUUCGCGAUGGUCAACAAUGGCAUUUUCAGAUGCCUUUGUCCAGAACCGUACCCGGAGGCAAAUGUCGAGUUUGUCAAGUCAAAUGGGAUUCAAUUAUUUCAAUUCGGGAUCGAAGGUUGCAAGGUCAAGAAUGAGGAAGAGGAAUCCAGCACUGGGCAUCUUUCUAUUCUGAUGAUGAGUGUUAAAAACGACACACAGGAUUGA